AUGUUAUUGAAAAAGCUGCAAGGAGCGAGUGUACUGGCCAAACAGGCGUUAUUUUUCCGCGCCGAUGAGCCAGCUUUGAUCGAAGGCAAGUUCAGCAUUGUUCUCGCCAGCUUGGAUCGCAAGACGUUCAGAAUUGUUAUUCACUCGAAGCAAACUGUGUUGGCUGAAUUGACGGUUAUCAGUCCAAAGUCAGUUCAAGUGAAAGAUUCGCUGCGGAUCGAUAUCACCGACCACACUGCUUGUCAAUGGAUUGUUCAGUUCAAGGCAGAGAACGACUUGUUCGACUUUCUGAAAUGGCUAUGUGUGGCGCUGUCUUCAACAAGAGAGCGAAAUGUGAUCUAUUACGACAUUGCGCAAGGAAUCGGAGAGCCUGUAGGUUUAGGCGACCUAGUUGAAAUCGAAUACACCGAAUACCUUAUUGAAAACGGUCCUCGAGUGACGGAAUUUAAUGGGAAUUUACAUUCCGAUCGUCUGUUAAAAGUUCGAAUAGGCAAAGACAAGGUGCCAAAGGGCUGGGAAGAAGGCCUGCUUACUGUUCGCAAAAACGGAAGACGCAUCUUUUUGAUACCGCCAGAUGUCGGUUGCUCUUUGCACGAUUCAAGCUCGUCAAAAGUUCCUAUCAUUGUCUACGUUCACAUAAAGAACGUGCAAACUGCUUUCGAUCCGUGCAUUCGACGAACGGCGUCGACCAGUUCUAGCAGAAUCGUUAACGGUCGUCAUUCUCGCAGAAAAGUUUUCUCUCGCAAGAAGAGCAGAUCGUUUGGGUCGGAUACUGAUGUCAAAGAGGAGAAGACAUCUUCGACGUUGUGUUCGCGAAACGGCGGGGAAUCAUUGGCGCUUGAUGAGAUCGAUCGAGUAUCUACCAUUGAUCGCUCAACUAAUCUUACGGGUUCCCUGGACGACAUCCAUUUGCGAGAGUCGUUUGACGAAAUUGAGCCGAAUAGCUGCCGCAGGAAUUCGGCAGAACUCGCUAUAUUUUGCGUUGAGCUUACUCGCAACAGAGACCUGGAUUGCGUCCAGUUUAAGUUCCCGUAUUCUCUGACCGAAUACAGGGCUCUCACGUCAUCAUAUUGUCAUCUGUGCGCUCAUUCCGCCAGUAGUUCUGCGGUAGCUACUGGUCACAACUCGCCACUGUUCCCUCUGCCGCCAGCACCGUCGCUGACGCAGAAUGUACAGGUUUUCGACGUUUCUAGUCAAGACAAUGGCCUGUCGUCGACGGCUAGCGGAGGUCAGCUCAGUGUCAACCUUGACGACCUAUAUUGCAGGAUGAGCGAACUGAAUGAGACAGUCGAGACGAAAAUGGACCAGAUCUGCAACACUAUGCAGUCGUUCUUUGGCUUACAGUCUCAGCGGCACGGGAUUAUGACGGCUGACCGGCGAUUCGCUAACGUGCUUAACCAAAAACUGGCCGAGUUGCAGAAUCAGGCAUACAUAACUACUCACUAUUCUCAUUUUCAUGUUGAUGGAUUUCCGGUCAAUUAUAGCUGCUUACUCGAAAUCGGGAACGCUUAG
Molecule: messenger RNA, 1512 nt
Organism: Soboliphyme baturini
Lineage: Eukaryota; Metazoa; Nematoda; Enoplea; Dioctophymatida; Soboliphymatidae
Source: the annotation of a GenBank genome assembly